AACAGCACGCAGCUGCGUUCAACGGUCAUCACGUCUCCCUUCAAGGCGAUUCCGGUCUUUGCAGUUCCGUUUUCCUCGGCUCUGACAAGAGUUGAGGGAGGUCCAGGAUACACGCUCGUCACUCUUUCGUAGAUGGCUAAUCAGUCGUGGGGAGGGAUUUGCUGCAGGUCUCCAUCAAGGCGGCUCGCUGGCUGCGAUGUCGAAAGGAGGGCCGGCGAUGAGAGUCGGCAAGCUCAUCGUCUUGGGAGCUGGGAGAGGACGUCGACAGACGUCGUUUUACCCUCCCUCGAUGAUCGAGUUACGCCUUCUCGAGUCAUCUGGCACCUUUGCUCGCGGUCGUGCCGGGCGAUCUCGCUGGAGGCUGCGCGGGAAGUUCUGAAGAACCAGACUUGGCCAUCUGUUCGGGAGUCGCUUGCGCAUCCUGGGUUGGUUGUGCAAGGCUUUGCGAUCGUUCUUGGAGCAAGACGGGAUGUUGAGGCGUGUGUGGGACGAGCGAGAAGAGUUGAUGGAGGUGCGGGAUGUCAACGCUAUACUAUGAAGACGACCGAGGGAACCCAAGAUGGCGAGACAAGGCAAAGUGCCCACCCCUCUCUCGGGACGGAGAAGGCUGACGCACGGCCUUUUUUCCUUCGUUGCCCUGACGUAGACAAUAUCGAGACCGGUCGACGCAAGUCACCUUGUCUGUCCUUUCGACACGAAGGCGCAGCUCUUCAUCAGAGAGGUCAUAAUGAAGGACACAGGGAGGAGACGGCGCACACUCGCUGAACAAGCACUCAUUGUAUACCAGGGAAGCAAGAAGGCAAUACCAAGCUCUCACUUCUUGACCCACACUCACCGCGUCUGAUCAAGGUUCGAAUUCACCAAGCACUCUGUUAACGACCCAUCUCCUCCAUGGUCGCCAACGAUUUUUAACUCGGUCGGAAGAUCAAAUCACCCACGUCCAAGUCCUCUUUAGGGGGAUGAGGGCGUGUGCCUUCUCAGACACCCGUCUCUUCUUUGUUUUCGCCUUUUGACUCUCCUUUUAGAAGGAGG
Microstroma glucosiphilum is the source of this 1032-nucleotide messenger RNA. RefSeq lists its product as hypothetical. The transcript has 4 exons. The coding region runs from base 133 to 765 and encodes 210 amino acids. The record is from RefSeq and is a predicted model, not a curated record. Lineage: Eukaryota; Fungi; Basidiomycota; Exobasidiomycetes; Microstromatales; Microstromataceae.